Rhodofomes roseus is the source of this 684-nucleotide messenger RNA. RefSeq lists its product as uncharacterized. The record is from RefSeq and is a predicted model, not a curated record. The transcript has 13 exons. NCBI's taxonomy places the organism in Eukaryota, Fungi, Basidiomycota, Agaricomycetes, Polyporales, Fomitopsidaceae. Bases 1 to 684 code for a protein of 227 amino acids.
AUGUCCCUCUCACCAAACCAAGCUUUUUCCAAUGCUUAUGGCAUGUCGGCGGUCGGCAUGCUGAUUUCGUGGAUGUGCUUCGGCGGCACAACCGCUCAGGUAUCCUAUUACUUUCAAAACUACCCCAAGGAUAAGAUGCGGGUGAAGCUAUUUGUCUUACUCUUAUUUGCACUGGACAUUGUCAAGGAAGCCAAUACCUGCAACGCUCUGUGGUACCGCGUCGUGACACAUCGCGGGGACGUGUUUAUCGCGGAAAUCUGGACGUCGAGGUUUUACAUCUGGAAUUUCUGGAUCCUAUCAAGGAGAACCUGGCUACGUAUAGCGCUCACGGCCAUCGCUCUCUUGGUGAGCGGCGGCACUUGGGUUGUUGGAACGCGAAGCUCUGACUUGCUACCUUCGUUGUUGUGUACGAGACGUCCCCUCUCGCCUGCAAUCGGUCACGGAAUUGGCGGCAAACGUAUACAUCAGUUUGUCGCUGGCUUACAUUCUUCAUGGCGCGAAGAGUGGAUUCCGGACGUAGCAUCAACCAACAGCACGGACAAUCUGAUUGGUAGACUCAUCACGUUCGUCGUGAAUCGCGGCAUUCUUCUGUUUAUAUUGCAGCUGCUCGAAGUGGUCCUGGUAGGCCUCCUAGUCGUAACGUUCACGGCUUGCAUUAAGGUCCUCGUAAUACACUCAGUAUAA